GAGUGUCGUUUGUUUACACUUGUUGCAAUGGCGACCACCUCUGAACUGAAAUGUGUGUUAAGGGAUACGCUGGAGUCCCGCGGUGUGCUGGGCCAGCUGAAGGCUCGUAUCCGGGCAGAAGUGUUCAGCGCCCUGGAUGACCAGCGUGAACCUCGGCCACCGCUGUCACACGAAAACCUGAUCAUCAACGAGCUCAUCCGGGAGUACCUGGACUUCAAUAAGUACAAGUACACUUCUUCAGUACUGACAGCAGAGUCAGGCCAGCCGGAAGCUCCCUUGGACAGACAGUUCUUGGCCAAUGAGCUGAAAGUCAUAGAAGAUGCAAGCUCCAAAUCUGUACCUCUUCUCUACGGCUUAGUGUCCCACUUCCUGAACAGUAGUGAUAAUCGAGGGAAGGUGUUCCUGCGAGGUUCCUCUCUGCCAACUGGUCCCACUGCCAGUGACACUGGACCUGGACCUGAUGCCUAAGACCUGACAGUGGACUGAAUACUGGAAUAGCUUGGACUUUAAAUGCUAUGACACUCCAGUAUAUAAAAUGAAGUGAAAUGUUGCACCAUGUUGUGGACUUCCAUGUUGAUGCAGUUUUACAGUAAGUACAGAAAGCAUUUAUGUAUUUUUUCAUGUUCAUGUUUUGAACUUGAUGGAUAAUGGAUUUUGGCUUUAGUCGUGGUGGCUCAAUAGUUCACACAGAUAGUUGAGGUUCCUUUUUUUGUCUUGUCUAUUUAACUGUGAAAUAU
Messenger RNA from Solea senegalensis (Senegalese sole), 737 nucleotides. RefSeq names its product centrosomal protein 20 (gene cep20). NCBI's taxonomy places the organism in Eukaryota, Metazoa, Chordata, Actinopteri, Pleuronectiformes, Soleidae. The transcript is spliced from 4 exons. Gene Ontology annotation, cellular component: ciliary basal body; motile cilium; centrosome. The record is from RefSeq and is a predicted model, not a curated record. Bases 28 to 468 code for a protein of 146 amino acids. Gene Ontology annotation, molecular function: protein binding. Gene Ontology annotation, biological process: microtubule anchoring; cilium assembly.